Oncorhynchus kisutch (coho salmon) is the source of this 2973-nucleotide messenger RNA. RefSeq names its product follistatin-related protein 1-like. The transcript is spliced from 11 exons. NCBI's taxonomy places the organism in Eukaryota, Metazoa, Chordata, Actinopteri, Salmoniformes, Salmonidae. Gene Ontology annotation, cellular component: extracellular region. The record is from RefSeq and is a predicted model, not a curated record. Gene Ontology annotation, molecular function: calcium ion binding; protein binding. Bases 282 to 1220 code for a protein of 312 amino acids. Gene Ontology annotation, biological process: multicellular organism development; cell differentiation; regulation of BMP signaling pathway.
AUGGUUCCUGAGUAAGUCAACUAAGGAACCAUGGAUGGCACAUGUAUUUUUUGAUAACAUUAAACGUUGAAUCAACUCUCUCCACGUCAUUUGUCCAUCCUUGAGAACUUCACUUCUUGCUGCAGUUUCUCCGUCCCGAUUCGAGUGCAUUGAGCUCUAUUGGCAGACGGGGAAAAUUCCUCCGUGGUGCUCAAAUUUCGCCAAUCUAAUUUUCCUCUCCUCCUUUGUCUCAGUCGGAACACUGCCGUCUCCCCUCUGCCUUUGGGUCAUCACCCGCUAACAUGAUGUUUCGAAGUGUCCUUUUGUGUCUACUAGUCGCAGUCGUUUGCUGUCAUGACGAGGAGGGGAACAGCAAGUCCAGGGUGUGUGCCAAUGUAUUCUGUGGGGCUGGCAGGGAGUGUGCUGUGACAGAGAAAGGGGAACCUUCCUGCCUGUGCAUUGAGCAAUGUAAAGCUCACAAGCGCUCUGUGUGUGGCAGUAAUGGUAAGACGUACCGCAACCACUGUGAGCUCCACCGCGACGCCUGCCUGACCGGCCUCAAGAUCCAGGUGUACCACGACGGACACUGUGAAGAGAAAAAGACAGACAAAGCUGUUGCUGCUAGCCCAAUCGUGUGCUACCUGGCCAACAGGAACGAGUUGCGCAGCCGGGUAAUCCAGUGGCUGCAGAAUGAGGUGGUCCCUGACGGCUGGUUCGCCAAGGGCUCCAACUUCUCCAACAUCCUGCUCAAGUACUUUAAGGACUAUGACAAUGGAGACUCCCAGCUGGAUUCCACUGAGUUCCUUAAGUUCCUCCAGCACAACGAAACAGCCAUCAACAUUACGUCAUAUGCUGACGAGGAGAACAACCGCCUACUCAGGAGCCUGUGUGUGGAUGCCCUCAUUGAGCUCUCAGAUGAGAACACGGACUGGCAGUUGAGCUUCGAUGAGUUCCUAAACUGCUUCAAGCCUGGCUUCAACCCACCAGAGAGAAAGUGUGCCCUGGAGGAUGAGACCUAUGAGGACGGGGCAGAGACUCAGGUGGAGUGUAACCGCUGUGUCUGUGCCUGUGGGAACUGGGUCUGCACAGCUGUGACCUGUGAAGAUAAGGUGCCUGCUGUGGAGAAGACUGAAGGUGCUGACCAGGAGAUGACAGAGGAGGAGUGGACACGGCGAGUGGCUGAGCUCAAUAAACAUCAGGAAACUGUGGAGAAGAUGAAAGUGAGCACUAAGGACAUUUGAGAGAGAGCGAGAGAGAGAGAGAGAGAGAGAGAGAGAGAGAGAGAGAGAGAGAGAGAGAGAGAGAGCACUCUUUCAGUCCCACCAUCAACAAUCACUAUCAGGCUGAAGCUUUGCAGCUUGUACUGUUGCAUCACUAUUGUUUUUAGAUUUAAAAAUGUUAAUUAUUAUGAUUUUUUUAAAACUGUACCAAUGUCUAUUGUAAUUGUGUAUAGGGGAGACUAGUUGAAUUGUGUGUACCGUACCAUCAAACACAGUCCUGUUAUCCUAUUUGAGUAACACUCCGAAAGCACAAGUUGUAAGAACUACUGUUAAAAGAAAAUGACUUCACAGUUGCCACGUCACAUACCCAACCCCAUCACAGAGGGUUGAGAUAAGCAAUUCGGCGAGAAAGCAUAAUCAAAUGCAUUGACCUUACAGGGUUGCUCUUCCAGACACCUGGGUAUUUUAUUGGGCCAGUAAAUCACAUGAAGGAUGAACACAUGGCUGAGUUGUAAAUGUACCUGACCAUUGUAAAUCCAUCAACAGUGUGAUUACUCUUGCCUGGCAGUGUUACUACUCAUAUCAUAUCUGUAAUAUAUACAGUUAAAAACCCAUUGACCCAUAACAUCUGAUGGUGCCAGGGUUCAAUCUGUUAGAAAAAAAGGAAAUUAAGAAAGUCCACACUCAGUCUUAGACAAGAACUUGUAUUCCAGCUCUAUUUUCUGAUCUGCUGCCCUACUCAUAUCAAUAUGGGGCGGCAGGUAGCCUAGUGGUUAGAGUGUUGGACUAGUAACCGGAAGGUUGCAAGUUCAAAACCCCCGAGCUGACAAGGUACAAAAUCUGUUGUUCUGCCCCUGAACAGGCAGUUAACCCACUGUUCCUAGGCUGUCAUUGAAAAUUUGUUCUUAACUGACUUGCCUAGUUAAAUAAAGGUCAAAAAAAAUAAAAAUGCUAGGGUUCAAUCUGUAGGCUGCAUGUUUACACUCAUGGGGUAAUGCUGUCCAUCUGUUUACAAAUGGCUUUUCUAUCAACGGGGUUGUAAGAGUUAUUACUCCAUAAAAUGAAUUGAAUGCCAAAGCACUAGCCUGGAUUUGGAUUGUGAAGUGAAACUGAAGAAUUCAGUAUGGAUCCAGGCUGUAGUGACAGUACUUUGAUGUAGUGGAUGAAGUGUGUGGAUUUGUAAUGAACAGGAUAAUAGUACUUGAGAGUGCUAUGGGUCACUCUUACUCAUUUGAAAUACACGAUUGUGUGGUCCGUCUGAGACAUACAUCGUCUGUGCAUGCUUUGCCAACAGUACUGCAAUUCAUUUGAUCGUUGAUGUGUCUUUUGGGGAGCUGAUGCACGUCGGUCUCUCGGGAUAUAGGUGCUUUGGUUGGAUGACUUUGUUCGGGUACAAGGAUUGGGGAAAACAACUUCUACAAAACAUGUUUGAUGGCAUAACUGAAACCAAAGUUCAAAUGCAAGAUACCUGAAGUACAGUAUGUGUAGUAACUUUUAGAAAGUAAGUGCCUUACAUUUUCACUAAGACCUCGGGGACGUCUGUCACUAUGAAACCAUGCCAAAUGUAUGGUCUAAUUGAAGUUAGUAGCCUGUGUUUCUUUUGUUUGUUAUGUGUUUAUUGUCUCACUUUUAGAAUAAUACCAGCUCACUUUGUUUGCUUGUUUACAGGAGACUUUUAAUUAAACAUUUACUCCCUGUUGAUUAUUAAGACUACUGUAUUGUCAAACAGGUAUGCAAGCUUUAUACAUGUCAAUAAAUACAUUUAAUAGACGUA